UUCUGAAGUACUGUUUAAAAUGCGUAAAUUUAUCGUUUGUAUCAUAAUUUCCAAAUGAAAACUCCAAAAUUAAAACAUAAAAGAUCCCCUAAUGAAAUUGAACUUGAUGAUCAUACCUCAAUAACGGAUCAAUUAUUUUCAAUUUUAUCAUUAGAUAAAGCUGAAAAAUUUUUCAAUCAUUUAAAUAAUGAUAAACAACUUAAAUUAGAAAUACAAAAUUAUUUAGAAGAAUCAAAUUUAUUAUUACAAAGACCAAAUUUACCAUUUGAUUCUUUCAUAAAAACGGAUUUAUUCAUUAAUAAACAAAAUAAUCAAAUAAAUUCUACAAUAGAUUUAAUGAAUAAUCAUUUCAAUAAACUGAAACUUAAAAUAUCAUUAUGGGAUUCUGCAUUAAUCAAUUAUUUUGUUGAAUGUAUUCAAUGGUCAACAACGAAAUGGAUUCAUGAAUUUUAUAAUUAUCAAAAUAAUAAAUUCAAUUCUAUUGAACAUAAAAUUCAUCAUUCAAUGUUUCAAUCAUUAUUCAAUAUAAAUACUACUAAUAAUAAUAAUCAUAGUAAUAUAAAUAUAGAAAAAUUAAUGUGUAUUAUCAUUAGUUUUACAAUGGCUUAUAUAUUAUUACGUCAUUUACAAUUAUGGCAAUUAGCAAAUAAACAUUUAUAUAAUAAUCAAAUGGAAAUGAAUCAAAAUAAUGAAAAUUUAAUUAAAACUAAUAAAACAACAUGUUUAAUAGGAUCAAUUCGUUUCUUUAAAUCCUUAUUUCAAUUAUCACCUACGUCCAACCCGAUUAAUAAUGAUAAUGAUAAUAAUGAUGAAAUUAAUCUUAUACAAUUUGAAAAACAAUUUUCCGGUUACUUAUUUAAUCUUGAUUCAAUAGCGGCAAAAUCAUUAAUAGAAUAUUUUUCAAAAAAUUUUUUAAAUAAACAUCAUUUAUUAGAGAAAGUAUUUGGACCAUAUACAGCAAUUAAUCAAAAAUUAAUAAAAAUUCCUUGUCCACUUUAUUUUGAUACAUUAUUGGAAACAUUUGAAACAUCAACAGAUUCUGUAUGGCCAGCUCCAUUAUCUGAAGCUAUUCCACUUAAAUUUAUUUCAAAAUAUUCUGAAUUAUUUCCUGAAAAAGUAACUAAAUGGUUAAAAAUUUUCAAACCAGAUGAUAUUCCGAAAGAAAUUCAACAACAACAACAACAACAACAAGAGCAACAUGAGAAACAAAAUGAACAAUCUAUAUCUUCAGUAAAAGAAAUUCAAAUAGAUGAAGUAAAACAAGAAGAAUUAGAUCCAAUGUUCAAAUAUCUUACUUCUAUUGAUACAUUAAAUUUAGAUGAAUUGAAUGCAAUCAUUGAAGUAAAUCCAAUAGAAUUAGAUGGUAUUAUACAAAAGUUACUGUUUGAAUUAUCUAUAAACUAUUCUAAUAAAGAUUAUUUAAAUAAAAUAAAACAGAAACAAAUUGAAUUAGGUAAACAAUUAAUUGAUAGAGCAAAAGUUAGAAUUACUGAAUGGAAUGAUCAAAAUAAAUCAAAAUAAGAUGAGUAUUUAUACUAUCAGAGGAAUGAAUCUCUUUUUUUUUCUUCUUCUUCAUAUAAUGUAUAGAUUAAAGUAUACAAAAAGAGACAGUAACAAAACUUUCUUUACCCUGGUAACAAUAACCCCCCUUUUUAUUCAUUUAUUUAUUGCGUCAUUAUUCCAAGUCUUUCUGAAGUUUAAAUUACAUCAUAUAUAACUGACUGAUUUCAAUUCAUAUUUUCUUUAUUAUCAUUAAUCUAUUUUCAUGAGUUCUAACCACUAUUUCAAUGUUUUGGAACUUUCCCUCUCUAACUUUAUUUAUUCGAGACAAAAUGUUAUGGCCUCAUUAACUCUAUCGGAAUCUUCACUACACGAUGAUACAUUUAUUCAUCCUUAAUCACCCUCUUAUGUAUACGUAUGUCAAUAUCUGUUGAAUUUUAAAUAUUUUAGGUUGUAAAGGGACUGAUGAGAACCUAACGAAAACAAAUGAAUCCAUUUAUUAUUCUGCAUCAAUCUUUAUUUUUGCUCUCUUUAAGAUAAUGUAUUUUCAUUCUAUAGUAAAGAUGAUAUAUUGUGUUUUAAACUAUUCACUUUAAAUGAAUCCUAUGACAAAUAUAUUUAGAACAAUUAGUCCCUUUGAUAAAUUUCGAUAAUGAUAUUAGAAGACGAAGAUUAUCAGAACUAUGUGAUAUAUUAGCGCAAUACAUUUCGAAAAAUCUGGUCACAUAUAUACUUGUUAAGAGCAUUUAUAUAUAAAAAUAAAAGGUCAACUAGACUGGAAACGGGGUAAGAAGAGAUAAGGAUAAUGAUAAGAGUAAUAAUAAUAAUAAUGUGAACACAAAGCGAAACCUAAUCACUCUGGAUAAUAAGUCAAUAUUACCAUGGUAGGUUUUUGAACACACAAAGGGGGUUUGAAUUUUCGUAUGGCUAAGGCUUCAAUGAACCUCUUACCCUGUUUCCUGUCUAGUUGACCUUUUAUUUUUUAUAUAUAAAUGCUCUUAGCAAGUAUAUGUGACCAGAUUGUUCGAAAUGUAUUGUGCUAAUAUAUCACAUAGUUCUGAGAAUCUUCGUCUUCUAAUAUCAUUAUCGAAAUAUGUUUAGAUUAAUGAUGAAUUAAAUUUAUUCAUAAUCAACUUUGUUGCUAAGGCUUAAUGAUGGAACCAAGACUUAAAUUGGAUUGAUCUUUUAAACAUUUCAUAUGAAUACUUAGUAAUUCCAAGGUAUCCAUGGUCAAGCUUGAGUCACUUCUUUUUCUUUUGCAGUAAUAGAUUUUGAUAAACAGCAAUUAUAUAUUGUUUGAUCAUAUUUUUCCUACUUAUGAAUAUUAGCCUAUAAUGAAAAUGAAUUGAAUGAAAAGGAUGUAGUAAACAUAACUUUUUUUUAUAACAAAG
This is a messenger RNA of Schistosoma bovis, 2891 nucleotides long. NCBI's taxonomy places the organism in Eukaryota, Metazoa, Platyhelminthes, Trematoda, Strigeidida, Schistosomatidae. The record is from the annotation of a GenBank genome assembly.